GGGUGACUGUUAAUGUAUCGCAGCCAAUGAGAGACUAGAAAAGGUUGUUGCUUUUUUUCCUCUCAUUCCUCACAGAUAGGAGGCGUCAUGUUAUGACUGUCUCUCGUCACAACUGUGAAGAUUUACUUUCCAAACACGACGAAAGAGGAACUACUAUAAUUAAUUACGAAGCCCAAAUGUUAUCACAGCAUACUUUAUAUGGAUUGCCAUUAUGGUACGUAACCAAACAAGAAGCAUUAAUCCAAUAACGAAGGACAAAAGCGGCCUACAGCAGCGAUACACGGAUGUGCCUGUUUCCACCAUAUGGGCCUUUGGGCUCCGUCAUUUAUCAGUUCACACACAGCCAAAUAAUAAAUAAAAAGUAGGCUAAAUGAGUGUUAAAACAGAGCGUCAACUCCGUUUCGAGGAAACAGCUUAUUAUGAGGAUAAGGAAAAAAAUAGAAAUAUAACUAAACAUCUUAACAAUAAAUACAAGACGAAAUAUGCAUGUAAGAACAAAGUUAUAUUUAUUACGAUAUAAAAACAUUUAGGUGAGUGCAGCAUCUCUUUGUAAAUAUACUUACCACAGUAUAAAUAUAGAUAUUACAAUACAUCUUUAUCACAAUUCUAAAUAAGAAAAUGUUAAAAAAGUAAAAUGUUAUUAAAAUAAUUGUCCACGUUGAGAAUUGCGCACCGUCGUUUCUGUUCAGUGUUUCCUCAGAUUUCAGAUUAAAAAAAGGAACAUUAAAAAGAAAAUUUACACAUUACUGCCAUCAAAAAUCCUGUUUAAUUUAAAUUUCAGACAUCCUCUAUAUUACAUUAAAAUAUUUAAAAAAAAAAAAAAAAAAAAAAAAUUUAAACAAGAGUAGCUAUCUUAAGAAUGAACUUUUCAAGAAUGCCCUAUAGACUAAUUAAAGCUCAAAUAGCUUAAAUGGCGAAGCUGAAUGUCGAAAUUUAUCGAGGAUCCAAUCCAGCUGUCCAGAGCACAAAUGAAGCUUUACGCGUCUGCAUAUCGAGUAACCUAACAACAACGACAACAAAUAAACUAAAAUAUAUAAACUGGUGUCGACUGAGAUCUCUUUAAGCCCUUAGAAACAGCUUGCGUUCGCAGGUUACGAAGAUAAAGAGGAUUUUCCUAAUUAAACACACGAGUGCCAUAAAAUGGCCUCAUGACCCACUUCAGCCCUGGGCGGCAGGAAACGAUGUGGUCACCACGUCUUCGGUCCUUUUUUCAGGCAUAUUCGGACACCAGUCCUGUUUUAGACUAUGGCAGAAAGACAAAAUCGUAUUGGUGUGCAUGCAAUAACAAGCGUGAAUCCUAAAAGCGAAAGACAGAUGGUGCGUUUCCUUGCGCAAUACCAUUCUGGUUGAUAAAUUGGACCUGGCGUCGCCCCAAACGCACAGAAAGAAGGGGAAAGAGAGAGAAAAACAAAACAAAGAGGCAAUGACCAAAUUCCAAUGAUGAGAUGCUUGGGUAAUAAAUCUGUCCGUUCUCCAUAUAAGAUAUAUGGAAUAACAUACAUAUACAAAAUUGCAUAGCCAUAAAUUGUGCAAAACACGACAAUUUGCAUACCACAUACCGGUAUGUGUUGCAACACUGUGAUAUAUUCACCAGAUGAUCUGAGAAAGCUAAGUAGUGCGCAAUCCUGCAUGCAUCACGUCAAAUGAUCCUCUGAAUGGCUGGCGAAUAAACUGUACCGAAUGUUCUGAAAGGGGGACGAGAGAGAGAGAGCACAGAGGACUGGAUAUUCCCUUUGUACUUGCUGAUUGAAAUGCCACACAGUGUUUGAGAGCCUUUCUCCGACCUUAAAUGGUUAGGUGGGUGCAGUCACUCACAUCCCGGACCCGUGGCAUGCGUCCAAGCUCUCAGAUUACUGCUGUGUGCUUUUGUGCCACAGGGUUUCCAGCGCCUUGCGCAGCAGCGUCGAGGGCGCGUGUUGCGCACGAGAUAUUACUGCGAGUUUGAGCAAUAUCCUCGCUUCUCAAACAGCAAGCCCCUCUGACCACAUCUAGUCAGUUUGUGUUUGUAAUGGUUGCCACGUAUAAAGGCAGAAUCAGCUGAAACAGCGACCGACAGCCUCGCCCAUAAAUGGCGCAGCAGCCUUUCUUUUCCACUUGUGAAGACGCCAUGUUGAAAAUGAGAACAGCAGAGAAGCCAUUAAACAACAGGCUAUUUCUGAGGUCGCUCUGGACAUGGGUCAGCAACGAGAGGCGUUGCAACCCAACCCCCUCUUUAAAGCCAGUGUUAAAGGAUCCGACGAUGGGAAUGAAAACGUUCCUGUUUCUUCAUCGUAUAGGCCUGAUAGAAUUAUUUCAACAAAAUGUUAAGGUUUGGCGAACGGAAUGGAGAACAGCCAUCCUAUCUGCAGUUCGGGAGAGAAACGAAGUCAUCAUUGGAGAAGUUACAAGUUGAUUAUUGACCCAGCGCUGAAAAAGGGAUCGCAUAAACUGUAUCGCUACGAUGGACUGCACUUCAACAUGCCGAACCCCGGAAUGCCACCCGUGGACAUUGUCCGAGACCCGAGAAUCGGUCGUCUGUGGACUAAGUACAAGGAGACUGAUCUCCCGGUUCCUAAAUUUAAGAUCGACGAGUGUUAUAUUGGUCGCGUGCCCCCGAAGGAGGUCACGUUCGCCAAACUCAACGACAACGUCAGAGAGGGAUUCCUCACUGACAUGUGCAAGAAGUUCGGCGAUAUUGAGGAGGUGGAGAUUUUGUACAAUCCGAAGAACAAAAAACAUCUCGGAAUUGCUAAAGUUGUAUUCGGAACCGUCAAAGCGGCGAAAGAUGCUGUCCAGAACCUGCACAACACGUCUGUCAUGGGCAACAUCAUCCACGUGGAGCUGGACCCUAAAGGUGAAAAUCGCCAAAGGUACUUACAGCGUCUGAUCAAUGGAAGUUAUACUCCACUCACUCUUCCAGUUGGUGGUGAAGAAGCCUGUGAAGUUUCUCCACGCAGCUUGGCGGAAGCCCUGCUGGCAUGCGAGCCCUCGCGAAGACUGCUCGAAGGCAGUUCUUCUGCAGUCACGGGCACAGCCACGCCGGGUGGCACCAACACACCCAUGUCCCUGGAUACGGCCUACUCCAGCCUAAGGCAGGAUACGCCACAGUCCCAGGGUACCCCGCACACCCCACGCCCAUCAGGCACCCCGUUCUCUCAGGAUUCCAGCUACUCCAGCAGGCAGGGCACGCCGGCGUUCCAGCCGAACCGUGCGGAAUCCUCGGGAGGCUACAAGGCGAGGAGACAUGAAACCAAAUUCCAGGACGCCUAUAAUCGCAGACCUGAAAGACAUUACGUCCACGGCACAGGAGGGGCGCACCGUGGCAAUGCAGAGCAACCGCCCGGUUUUAAGCAACAUCAGCCACCUGAGCCUCCGUCGCCUGUUUUUGCGCACACGCCACCGCCACCAGCCAGUGCAAAUUUCAAAACUGCUUUCUCUCCUUAUCAGCCGCCAAUGCCCCCAGUUUACCCUCACACAGAGCCCUCCUUCCACCAGCCUGUUCAGCGGGAAGUGGAUUAUAGGAGACCGCCUCAAGCCCCGCCUCCCCCAAGUACCGACUUCAUGCCCGUCAGAGACAGGCCUGCUACGCCGCCAAUCCCUGAGCCUCCCCCUGCGCCAGAGACCCAACCAGCUACGCCUCCUCCCUCCACGCCAGAGCCCUGUCCGUCGCUGGGCACCCCCGCCCAAGAGUCCGAACGCAACAGCCUGGACUCCCGCAUAGAAAUGCUCCUUAAGCCCUUCCUUAACGAGCGUGGAGACUCAGACGCUGAGGUGCGCAUGGACGGUAGCCCGAUCUCCUCAUCGUCCUCGCAGCUUUCCCCCAUCCCGCCCCAGCGGCUCUCGCGGCCUUCAAGCACCGGCCUGGAGGACAUCAGCCCUACCCCGCUUCCUGAUUCCGAUGAUGACGAACCUAUCCCUGGUACUGCUUCCCUGUUGACGAACUCAAGGGCCAUGUCACCCUGCAACAUGCACAGUAAAAGCAGUGUGGGAGAACCACGGACGCCCAUGGACAAAAUGGACACGGGCCAUCAGUCAUCAGGUGAAGACAUGGAGAUUUCUGAUGAUGAGAUGCCUGGCACACCGAUCACUAGUGGGGACUGUGCCAAAAGCAUUGUGGUCAACUCUGCGGUGUCUCCAAUGCAGACAAUUCCCAUGCCUCCGCCAGGGUUUCCCCCACUGCCCCCUCCACAAGCGGGCUUCCCUCUGCCGCCGCCGCCUCUUCCACCCCAUUCAUCCGUUCCGCACAUGGCUGGCCCUCCUGGAGUGGGUCCCCAUCCGAUGCUACACCCGUUGGCCCAUUACCCCCCUGGCAUGAUGCCCAUUAUGCAGGUGGACCUGAUGAGCUCUUUACCACAGUGGGGCAGCGUUCACAUGUCCUUUCAGAUGCAGACUCAGAUGCUAAGUCGCAUGGCGCAGAGCCAGCGACCGUACCCUUACCCUCACUUCAUCAGCGAAGCUGCUGCCGCCGCCAUGCAGUUUGGGGGCCCAUAUCCACCUCUGUCUAUGGUUGGUGCCCCUGCAGGCACUGUGGGGCACGGGCAACCCUGGCCCCUACCCAACAUGCCCAAGUUCAACCCUGCUGUUCCCCCUCCAGGCUAUGAGCCCCAAAAGGAAGACCCACACAAAGCCACCGUGGAUGGAGUGCUUAUGGUUAUUGUCAAAGAGCUAAAGGCCAUCAUGAAAAGAGAUCUCAACCGUAAGAUGGUGGAGGUGGUGGCCUUCAGGGCGUUUGAUGAGUGGUGGGACAAACAGGAGCGAUCGGCUAAGGCUACACUUACACCUGUGAAGACAGGUGAGGGCAAAGAAGAGGAAAAAGAACGGGCCAAACCCAAAGAGACUAUAUCCUCUAGCUUACUGGAAAACUGGAACAAGGUUGAGAGUUUGGGCUUCGAGGGAAUGGGUCUCAGCAUCGGACUGCGUGGUGCCAUUCGUUUACCAUCCUUCAAGGUCAAGAGGAAACAACCCCCUGAGCCGACAUCCACCAAUGACAACAAGAGGGUGCGACCAUCGACACCUGUCGAUGAUGAGCUGGAAGAUGAAGAGUCGGAAAGAACAGAUCUUCGCAUGGAUGGAUCCAGAACGGAUGGCAGUGGUUCUUCUGCCAAGCGUAGGCCAGCCAGGCCUCUGGAACUGGACAGCGAAGGCGAGGAAGAGGAGGAAACCUCCGGGAAAGAGGAGUCAUCGCUUUCAGACCAUGAAGAGGAGCCCGUGGAAGAUGCCUCUGAGAGGUUGUCCUCUGGCAAGGAUAUGGAAGAUGAGGAAGAUGACGAAAAGAAGAGCAAAUCAGACUCCAGCGAGAGUGAAUCAUCUGACUCAUCAGAUGACGAAGCUUCUAGCUCAUCGUCCUCUAAAUCUGAUUCCGAUUCUUCUGGGAGUGACAGCUCGUCUGACUACGAAUCGAGUUCGGAGGAAGAAGAGGAAGAAGAGGAAGAAGAAGAGCAGGCAGUGGGAAUAGAGGAUGAAGACGAAGAUGACGCACAAACCUCAUCGUCAUCUUCGUCUUCCUCAUCAUCGUCCUCUAAUGAAGAAGAGGAUGUUGAUGUAAAAUCCCCCAGUACCCCCACAGGACCACCACCAGAAGAUGAACCAAGCGAGUUGAGCAGACUGGAGGCAUUAGAAAAGGCAGAGAUUGAUAACAAACAUAGUAUGGUGAGCUCAAUCAAGCCUGGAAUUAAUGACCUGCGGCCCCCAUCACCCAAAGGAUUGCCAGUUGAUGAACCUGACAUCGAUUUGGAGGUCAAUAUUCCAGUGCCCAAAGCUGAAGCCAACCUGGAUGAUGUCGGUAGCUUGCGGCCACCCACCCCAACAGGUUCGUUUGCAGAUGGUGAUCAGGACACCCGACCAAAGAUCCCUGCUGAAGACAUCCCCAGAACCCCUGGUCGUGAUGGCCCAGUUCCCCUAGAGUCAGAGGCCGCAAUCCCUCGGUCUCUUCCUACACCUUCCAUGCACCUUCCACUUCCCCCCAAUCAUGCCCUUGAAGCACGAUCCCUUCUGCCACCCCGUGAAGCUUUGCCGGAUAUGCCUGUCCGUGGGCGGUUGCCUACGGAAGAGGACAUCCCACGCACACCGGGGAGAGACCUUAUGGACAGACCCCGGGGUUUGGGCAAGUCUCAGAGCACUGAUACGGUUCCUGUCACACCAGGUAGUGACACUCCACUAACAGGUAACAGCUUGAGCUCGCCGCAUAUACCCGGCAGCCCUUUCUCUUACCCUGCUCAAUCCCCUGUCCUCAGCGCUGGUAUCCCUCGGACUCCGGGUAGAGACCUUACUUUCACCCCAGCUUUCCCUGACUCUGCUGCUUUAUCUGCAGGCCUUCCCAUUCACAGGAAGGCCUCGUCUGAGAGCUUGGAGGAGAAGUCUGUCUUUAAAGAGCCUCAACUCAGUGCCUCUCCCCAGGCCAGCCUACCUAACAAUGCAGCUUCUUCCCCAUUCCCUGGUCCUCCCCUUCCUGCUGCUUCACUUCAGGAGCCAGCUCUGCCUCCCCAAGGCUCCUCUCCCACUUCUGUAGAGAUUUCCUCUCCUGCUGCUCCAAAAGAUCUACCUGUGCCAAUGAUAGAUGUUCCUGUGCCCUUAGAUGCUACUCCAACCAAGAGAAAACCGGGACGUCCCAAGGCUAAAAAGGAGGCUAUUGAGGCCCCUCAAGACUCUGAAGAGCCUCCAGCUCCAAUGGUGGCCUCUUUACCUCCAGACCUACCAGUAAAUGACAUGUACCCAGACCACCCUUCAGAGACCUUCAAAGGUGAAGAUGGUGAUUCCACAGCCAUGGAGGAAGAGGAAAACCAAUCCCAGACAGUCGUACCUGAGGUGGAAGACAGGGUGAAUUACGUUGAGGAACCUGUUCAGAAGACACGCCGACAGAGGCGGGGCUGGCAGGAGUUGUUGUUGUCCAUGCACUCCCCUGUGACAUCACCGCGCCGCCCCAGCUUCUUGCCCCGUUCAGAAUUUGAGGAGAUGACCAUCUUGUAUGACAUCUGGAAUGAUGGCAUUGACGAGGAGGACAUCCGAUACCUUAAGAUCACUUACGACAAGAUGCUUCAGCAGGACAAUGGCAACGACUGGCUCAAUGACACCCUCUGGGUCCACCAUCCUCCUACCAACAUGGGCAGUGCAUCAGGGGUGAAGAAGAAGCGGAAAGAGGAUGGUCUACGAGACCAUGUCACCGGCUGCGCCCGCAGCGAGGGCUAUUAUAAAAUCGAUAAGAAAGACAAACUGAAAUACCUGGACAGCUCACGACUGCAGUCCGAAGAGCCUGAUGUGGACACUCAGGGGAAGAGUAUUCCAGCACAGCCCCAAGUGUCCACUAGGGCAGGUUCAGAACGGCGGUCUGAACAGCGCCGCCUGCUGUCGUCCUUCAGCUGCGACAGUGACCUCCUCAAGUUCAACCAGCUCAAGUUCCGUAAAAAGAAGAUCCGGUUCUGUAAAAGUCACAUUCAUGACUGGGGAUUGUUCGCCAUGGAACCUAUUGCUGCUGAUGAGAUGGUUAUCGAAUAUGUCGGCCAGAAUAUCCGACAGGUUAUUGCAGAUAUGCGAGAGAAGCGCUAUGAGGAUGAGGGCAUCGGCAGUAGCUACAUGUUCCGUGUGGAUCACGAUACCAUUAUAGACGCAACCAAAUGUGGCAACUUUGCCCGCUUCAUCAAUCAUAGUUGCAAUCCGAACUGUUAUGCCAAGGUCAUCACUGUGGAAUCGCAGAAAAAGAUCGUCAUCUACUCCCGGCAGCCAAUAAAUGUUAACGAGGAGAUCACCUACGACUACAAGUUCCCCAUUGAGGAUGAGAAAAUCCCGUGCCUCUGUGGCGCAGAGAACUGCAGGGGAACCUUAAACUAACCCCAACGGAUAGGUGAGAACUUUGUUAAAAACAUGCACUGCCCCACAACAAGACCAGACACCUCGUCUUCUGAAGCUACAGAGGAAAUAGUGGGUGAAAUCCAACACAUCCACUGGAUAUAUUGUGCAGCUAAGUGUCUGGGACUUGUUUUUUGUACUUUUUCAUGAUUGUUUACGAAUUACAGGUGCUCUUUCAAGCAUAAAAAAAAGAGUUUUCUACCACUCUUCCAUUGACCUCUAUGGAAAUGGACAUAUUUUUUCCCAAAACUUUUGGGCACCAAGUUUGUUGUCUGCCCAUUUGGCACAGUUUGUCUUUGCUGUGGAGCUCCUGCUCCUCGUCAGUCCCUUUUUCCUCUGCGGUUUGGUUUGGAGAGACCUCCCCGUCCCUUGAACUCUGACCCCGAACACUUUAAGCUGCUCAUAUCUGUCCCACACGCACAAAAUUCUUCUGUCAUUUUUUUUUUUUUUUUUUUUUUUUUUUUUGUCCUUGUCCUCCAAGCCCAACAAGAUUCAUUCAGUAUGAAGUUUAGUGUGUUGUCAGACCUCACUGUAACAACCCAGAAGAUUUAGCAUUCAGCAUGACACUAACCAAUGUCGGGGGAAUCGUCUUCACUUUGCAGAACAUUCAACAAAAGCACACCUGUGCCGGCCACAAAACAAAUCAGUAGAAAAAGGGCCACAGCUCAGGCAAAUUUACACAAAGUGAAAUGCUCCUACAAUAUUUCAGCCAGCGCUGCAUAUGACACCUACGGACUGGACCUUUUUUAAAGGAUCAAAAGCAAAUCAAACAAUACACUACUCUUAAUUCUUUCAUUUAUUCAAGCCAUUUUUUACAACCAGAUCUGUAAUCUGCUCAUUUGAGUGUGUCUGCUGCCCCCUAUCUUCUGUAAGGUGUAACGGCAGAAAGCUGCUCGUCUCGAUUCAGACUCCACUCUCAAGCUGUACAGCUUAGUAUUAACUAUGUAUUUGUCAUGUCAGCUCACUAUUUCACCAGAUAAACAUGCAGAGAUCUGAAUUGGCUUCAGGCACUGGUGCUUGGAUUUUCUAUUAUGGAGCGAAUCUCGCCAAUAUGAUGCUGCUAUUCUGCAAAUGUGUAUCCCUUUUGUUUGUUCACUUUAAGAUGACAAAAUCCACCUGCACUGGUUUUAGGUCAGUUAGCAUGGGUUUUCAUAGUAUUAGUUCUCUGUGAGUGCGAUAACAGUCGCACAGCACUGAUGCUUUUCAAAGAGGUUGCCCAGACACCAAUUCAUCUAAUCUAAGUAGUGUCACUGGUGUUUAAGAUAGCAGACCCUGGAGUAUUAGGUCCGUCAACCUGGAAAUGUCUGCAGUGGAAACAGAAAAUCAAGUACGAAGUCGAAUACAGUGCCAAAUGUGUACUUCAGAGUGUCUCGGCUCCAAAGGCAAACCUUUUUCCGCUUGUCUGUGUGUGUAUGUGUGUGUGUUUGUACGAAUGACCUAAGCUCACUGGUACUUCGGAUGACCCUUCUGCUCAGUAUUUAACCGUCAUAAUGUUUAAACGGCUAUUACAGCUUCAUUCAGCCAAAUUUCCCUUUGAAAGCAGAAGACUCUCUGAUCUGCAAGGCAGCAUGGAGACUGUGCUUAUCUUUGUGAUUUGGUUAUGUUAAUAAAUGCACUAGAGGCUUCCAACCCCCCAUCAAGCCAAAUGGCACUCACAAGACCAAGCUAUGAAACGCGUCCUUCACGUUAGAUCACUCACAGGGUAAGGUCUCCCAGCUUUUUUGUUAUUUUUCUUUUUAAAUAUGUUUAUAUUGUACAGGAUAUGAUGGUUUGUAUAAAGGAAUGGGGCUUUUUUAUCUCGAUGGGGAGUGAUGAUGCAUCGUUCUGCUUUUAUGAGCGACAAAUGGAGUAUUUAAAAUGAAUAUUUUUCAGGGAUCAUUAUAAAAAAAAAGGGGUUGAAUAGCUAAUUUAAAGACAAUGAUGCAUCUUGUACAUAACACAGAUUUGUACUUCCUUUUGAAAGAUUGUUUCUUGUAGAAACGUCUUUUUUUCUGCCCAUUUUCCUUUGGAUUCUUAUGUGUAAAUACUUUAACUGUGAAUAUAUAAAUAUAAAUAUAUAUAUAUUUUUGUUCCUGAGGAUUUGCUACAGUGUCACGGCUCAGAAAGGUCUAUUUGACAGUGAGUGCAGAGAGCUGGUGGCAGUAUUUUCAGCUUGUGUCAAGCUUUAAUUUUUAUUUUUGGUUGUAAAUUCUAUGAAAAUCUGUUUGCAGUGUGGGGGAAAAGCAUUAUCGUUCAGAUACGGCAAGGGACAUUGGUGAAAUUGGCCUUUAUCCCCUGUCUAUUUAUUAUACCACAAAUGUAUGGAAAAAAGAUCAUGGAAAAAAUAAAGGAUUUUUUUUUCA
This is a messenger RNA of Megalobrama amblycephala (Wuchang bream), 10163 nucleotides long. It is a transcript of the gene setd1ba, whose product is annotated as SET domain containing 1B, histone lysine methyltransferase a. NCBI's taxonomy places the organism in Eukaryota, Metazoa, Chordata, Actinopteri, Cypriniformes, Xenocyprididae. Bases 2323 to 7803 code for a protein of 1826 amino acids. Gene Ontology annotation, molecular function: RNA binding; protein binding; histone H3K4 methyltransferase activity. The record is from RefSeq and is a predicted model, not a curated record. Gene Ontology annotation, cellular component: Set1C/COMPASS complex. The transcript has 19 exons.